Messenger RNA from Mytilus californianus (California mussel), 582 nucleotides. RefSeq names its product lysozyme-like. Lineage: Eukaryota; Metazoa; Mollusca; Bivalvia; Mytilida; Mytilidae. The record is from RefSeq and is a predicted model, not a curated record. The transcript has 4 exons. The coding region runs from base 40 to 492 and encodes 150 amino acids.
UUUUCCCACAAAACCCUUUUGCAGGUCAGCGAAUACAAGAUGCAUUGUUUGUGUCCAAUAAUACUUGUCUUUGCACUGGUGGGGUAUUCCUAUGGAGCUACCAAAACAAAGUGCCAAGUUGUACAAGCAUUACGCAAUCAGGGCGUACCAGACAGUGAUCUUAGAGACUGGCUGUGUUUGGUUAAACACGAAAGUAACUACAAAUAUGACGCAGUAGGUACAAAUUCCAAUGGUUCGAAAGAUUAUGGUAUAUUCCAGAUGAACAGUAACUACUUUUGCGGAAGGCCAAGCGGCACUAGUUCCUCCACAUGUUGGCGAGUUAAUACCUACGGCUGUGCCGACACUUGCAACUCAUUCACUAACUCGGACAUAUCAAACGAUGCAAAUUGUGCCGUCAGGGUUAAAAAUUGUGGGGGUUUUGGCAAAUGGUAUGGUUGGAGAUAUCACUGUUCCAAUGUCCAGGGUUCAGAAUACGAUUACAGCUCAUGUUAAAUAUUUUGGACGUUUCACAAUAAAAUAACAUUCAAAAGAAGACAAAUAGAUUUUUCAGCAGACUUAUAUUAAAAUUGUAUCUUCCGCAUA